AUGGGUGAACUCAAGGCAGCAUACAAGAAGUUUUCUUCAGAUGACGAUUUUCCAGACCUUUCGCAGCAUAACAAUUACAUGGCAAAAGCGCUGACGAAAGAAAUUUACGCAAAGUUGCGGGAUAAGGUCACUAAGAAUGGGUAUACUCUCGAUGACGUGAUUCAAACAGGGGUCGAUAACCCAGGUUAGUCAGUGGCCAAAGUCAACAUCCAACAAAAUUUAUAAAUUUUAUUUCGUAAAAUGCUGAAAAGCAAAUGGUACAGUGUGAAAGUACUUCAAAAAAGGUUUCGUUUGAAUGAUCACACUUAAAGAUUCCAUCCCCUGCCGAAAAGUUCGAACAACCUUGUACAGCAUAAUAAACAGUACCACAGGAAAGUACUGCUCAGUAGCUUUCAUUUGAAUGGUCACACUUUAGGAUUCCAUCCACAGACUCAAAAGAUAGAACCACCUUGUAUAGCAUAAUAAACGAUAGGAAAGUACGGCUCAGUAGCUUUCAUUUGAAUGGUCAUACUUUAAGAUUUCAUCCACAGACUCAAAAGUUAGAACCACCUUGUACAACAUAAUAAACAGUACCACAGGAAAGUACUGCUCAGUAGCUUUCAUGUGAAUUGUCAUACUUUAGGAUUUCAUCCACAGACUCAAAAGUUAGAACCAGCUUACAAGACUCAUGAAGAGUGACCAACAUUCGAGUUCUCCUUACCGUAAUGCUGUUCAAUCAAACGCAAGGAUCAUGAGAAAAAAGAGAAUGAUCAGCAAGUGUAAAACGCGUAGAUUUUUGCACAAAUUCUCCUUAUGAGUACCAUAGGAAGUGUAAGGAGAGGAGUUUGGAGAAAGUGUAUGCGGAUAUCAGAGAAACGGACAACCUUCAAUACUUCGCCCCAUGUAAGGUAAUCCAAGACAGUCUUGGAUUCUGGAGUCCAGGUACUGCAUGGAUUGCGGAUUCUUUGUCAGUAGGACUUGGAUUCUGGAUUCCAAUUGUUAGCGAGAUUCCGGAAUCCUUGAGCUGGGUUCCGAGUUCCAAAGCCCAGGAUUCCGGAUUCAAUAAACAACCCCGGAUCCAGUUUGUUUAUACUUUCUAAAACAUGCAGUAUAUCAACUGUGAUUGAAUAACACUGUAUUCAUGCGCGUCAUGGAAGUGAGCUAUAAUUUUUAAUUUUGGCGUAAAGAAUACUUUUCGAUGAAUGUUUAAUUAACGAAUUUUUUUGGUUGAUAAAGAUUUGCACUUCAGUUUUUUCUCUAUCAAAAAAAGAACAAAAUGAAACUGCCAAAAACUGCCAAAAAAUCAAGAAUUCGAAAAUGUCGCAAAUUUAACUUAAUUAGCCAAUAAAAACGUGAUUAAAUUAGGCUUACGUAAAUAAUAUGGCAAAUCUUUAAUGACGUCACUGAAGACGACAUGACAGUUUGCGCACGAUGUUUCCGCCCUAACAGCUGGAAACAGUCAGCACGCGCUCAAAUAGACACUUAAUCUUUCGUAUUAUGAAUCGCAUAAGUGCUAUUGAAAGGAAGUACCUUGAAAUGAAGAGCAAUCGGACAAGAUAAAUCUCUUUAACUAACUGACAUAGCACCAGUUCAAAAAACCGUUUCUUGACAUGAACUUGCAGUAACCAAAAAACAGUUACAAGUUGAAAAUACAAAUAUUUUCUUUGUCAAAAUGAGUAGUGAGUAUAAUAACUUUAAGGGUUUUCAAACGUAGAAGCGAGUUCAUGGCAAUUUUUUCGCCGCAAAAUUUUCCAUUGUUUCGAAUCUGCUCUUACUUUGAUACUUUUUAUUUACCAGUUUCCAGAAAUCUUACUUGGCGGGUAACUCUUUACAUCAGAUGUACCCAAUCUUAACCGCUACAUAAACAUUGGAAAAUCCCGAUAAAACCGCUAGGAAAUCGUAGCAAAAAUCGUUUGCGUAAAAGGCCCCAGUCUAACAGUAGCCUGAGAAAACAGCCAACAUUUGGCGACGCUAAACUGGUUUCCCCGCCAAAUGACGUCUGAGAAACGAGCGCGGAAAUUCCAUACUGAUGACGUGUCACUACCCAGAUCUGCGUAGUGCUUCUGAUUGGUCGUGCCGCGUGGGAAAUUUGAUUCAACCAAUCAGAAGCACUACCCAGUUCUGGUGAGUGAACCAUCAUCAGUAUGGAAUUUCUUCGCUCGUUUCUCAGAAGUCAUUUGGUGGGGAAACCAGUGGCAGCGUCGCCAAAAGUUGGCUCUUUUCUCAGCCUUGUUAAACAGUUGAGCGAGCUAUGUAACAAUGACAGAAACAAUUUCAUUUCCUAUCAGGUCACCCUUUUAUCAUGACUGUGGGAUGUGUUGCCGGAGACGAAGAAUCUUAUGACGUCUUCGCAGACCUUCUGGAUCCCGUUAUUGAGAUGCGACAUGGCGGCUACAAGAAAACAGACAAGCACAAGACUGACCUUGAUUGCACGAAAAUCAAGGGCGGAAAACUCGAUGAGAAUUACGUGCUAUCGUCACGUGUUCGCACCGGGCGCUCCAUCCGGGGUUUCAGUUUACCGCCGCACUGCUCACGAGCAGAGAGAAGAGGAGUCGAAAAAGCCGUGGUAGAUGCCCUGGGUAAACUGGACGGCGAUUUUAAGGGAACGUAAGGCCUACAUGUAUGUUUCUUUAGUUAUACGAGAGAAAGAAAAGAGCAUUUUCUGUAAUUUUCCCUAGAUGUCGUAAAAUAUUUAGUUUGCAAGACAUUCUAAAGGCUGAGUCAUGCAAUGUAGCUUAUUAAACACAAGAAAGAAUGUUUCAAGGAUUUCCAAACAGUGGGAAUGGAACAAAAAAGACCAAUUUUUCCGGGCAGCGCUCUUAAAAAAUAAAUCAUGUCGUAAAAUAUCCGCGGGUGUUACCUACAAGAACACAAAGAAAGGCGAGCUUCUUCUUCCUUAUACGGGGCGGUUUAGACGUAGAUUUAAAUUCGCUCCCUAUCUUGUUUCAGGUACUAUCCACUCAACAAGAUGACAGAGGCCGAACAGGAGCAGCUCAUUGAAGACCACUUCCUCUUCGACAAGCCAGUCUCGCCACUAUUGACAUGCGCAGGAAUGGCCCGUGACUGGCCCGACGCCCGAGGGAUCUGGCACAAUGACAAGAAAAACUUUCUUGUCUGGGUUAAUGAAGAGGACCACACUCGUGUGAUCUCCAUGCAGACUGGAGGCGAUAUGGCUGCUGUGUUUGAACGAUUUUGUACUGGCCUUAAUAAGGUGUGGUAAUUAUUCAUUUCUUUUGCUUAAUGUAUAAUUAUCGACCUCAGAGAUCAAACUUUUGACUCCGCGCUUGCGCAAUAGAGAAGAGUUCUGGGCUCAAGAAUGUGCUAGUAUCUAAGAAGUUAUGAGACCAGGAGGGGCACUCUUGGUUGGACUUUAUUUUGAAAAAGCGCUCAACGAGAAAGGUUUAGGUUAAGCAAUCGGAAUUUGGCAGAGUCUAACCAUGAAAACUAGAUGGAAAAAAGAAGUGUAACAGGGAGUUGAGAGUACAAAACACUGCCACUUUUUUGCUGCUACUGUAGUAUCCAGUUAAAAAUUGCUCAGGAUUUAACGUAAUGACGAUAAAUGAUGACUGAUGAAAAUGAUGACUGAUGAUGAAUAAUAACAACAAGGAUGAUGACAGAUAGUAAAAACAAUAAUGAUAGAAACGAUAAGAGAACGCCAGUGUCCAUAGAGUAACAAGGUAGAUAAAAACGACAAAAACUAGUAGUAUAUUGGAAAAAGUUAGACGAAAUUUGCUGACGUUCUUUAUUAGGCUGGUUUAGCAACAGAACGGAAACGUCAGUUGACGACAGGAAAGUGCGCGCAAAGGACUGAACGCGACUUCCGGUGCUCAAUUUGCUGCUCUCCCAUUGGUCAAGCCAGUUGUUUGAUUUGCGCGCGUCGUCGUCAACUGACGUUCCCGUUCUAUUGCUAAAUCAAAGAUUUCCUUGACUUACGCCAUUAAUUUCUACCAGGUCGAGCAACUUAUCAAGGGAGCUGGGUACGAGUUCAUGUGGAAUGAGCACCUUGGUUACGUGCUUACCUGUCCAUCAAACCUGGGUACCGGUCUCCGCGGAGGCGUCCAUCUGAAAAUCCCGCUCAUGAGCAAGGACGAGGCGCGGUUAGACGACAUCCUGAAGAAACUCCGUCUGCAAAAGCGUGGCACGGGAGGCGUUGACACGGCGUCCGUGGGAGGCGUGUACGACAUCUCGAACGCCGAUAGGUUGGGGUUUUCAGAAGUGGAGCAAGUUCAGGGUGUAAUCGAUGGCGUACAGUUGUUGAUUGAGAUGGAAAAGAGACUGGAGGAAGGCGGGACCAUCGAUGAUUUGAUUCCCAAGUAA
Molecule: messenger RNA, 4296 nt
Organism: Porites lobata
Lineage: Eukaryota; Metazoa; Cnidaria; Anthozoa; Scleractinia; Poritidae
Source: the annotation of a GenBank genome assembly